AUCCAAAAUAACUCCAGUCAGUGCGCAGCUAUGACUAAAUGUCUGGAGCUCCCACCGCAAGAGAGCAAGGCUGACUGAAAACCUUGACCGGGGCUCAUUUCUGCUCUCGAGUGUUCUUCGAAGAACAAAGGUCUCCUUUUCUGAGGAGUCAGACGCCGUGACAUCAUGACCUCCCCGGCGGGCUUUGGCAGCAACAUGCUGUUCCAGACCAUAAACAACGACCUGAACGCGUCCCUGGCUACAGCAGAUGAGCUAUCCAAAGAGUUCAGCUCCUUGAUGCAGGAGGCCUCCUCCAGUAAAGAGUCAAAGUCUGCAUCUCAGACCAACCCUGUGAUCUCCAGAGAGAAGCCUCAGCCUUUCAGCCCAUCCAGCUACUCCUCCUCCACCUCCAUCAGCACGAAGGAUUCAGGAGGCAGCAGUAAUGGCAGUCCCAGCUCCAUGCCAUACUCCCCGAGCUCGACAACCUCACGUUCUAUCGAGUCUAUCGUCUCGAGCAACAGAAGCGCUCCGUCCUCCCCUCUCUUCUCCCCCAACUCGCUCACAUCCCCUCAGAUCCGCAGGGACAUGCCCUCCCCGCUCGCCCAUCAUGGGUCAGACAGUUACUCGUACAGUCAGCUGAGCCCCAGAAGCUCGCCUCACACUCAGAGGCGUAAUUCCCCCACCCGUUACAGCAGGAGCCCACGAGGCUCCGUCAGUUACAUGGAGCGGAGUCCCUCCCCGAGCCCCACCGCGACCACCUUCGAGCAGCCCCGCUCUCCACGCCCCCCCUCCUCCAAGCUGCUGAGCCCGUAUGACGGCAGCCUGAUGGGCCGCACCUCCCCCCGGCCGGACCGAGCCCCCUCCCCUCUGGCUUUCAGUCAUCCAGUGUCCAGCACGCUUCCCCGAAAUUUUGGCGGUUUCAGGCAAACUGACGAAGGCAUGCAGAAGAGUCCUGGCAAGUGGAACGAGACAGAUCUGGACGCGUCGUACGAGAGGAAGCCUCACCACACCUACGACAAGACAGAGUGGCUGAGGCCGUCUGUGCCAAAAAGCAGCUGGAGAGAAUCCAACCUCGAUGGUCCUCCUCCACCUCCUGGCAUCAAAAAGGAUUCUCGCUCUCGAUCUCAUCCGCCCUCACACAGUUCCCUGCCCCGCAAUACACGGAUCACAGUCCCACCAGACAUUUCGUCCCCAACCCACUCACCUUACCACCCUCAGCCCAUCAUCUCCCGGAUCUCCAUCCCACCUGCUUCAGCCCAGACCCGCCAGCGCAGGCCCAUCCCUCUCUCCGUCAUCAUGCGCCUCCAGAACCCCCACUGGAGCGUGGCGCAGACCUGCCACCCCAGAGCCCUGGGGGGAGGAGACCUGCCGCCUUACCACCCAGCGAUGCCCCUGCCCAGAGAAUACCUGCACCAGCCCGUCCUGCAGCCACAGCCUCCUCCACCUGAGCUGAGGCAGCCGGCGGUGUACAGUGAAGCGCUGAAUCCAGCAGACAUCGAGGCAGAGAUCGAACGGCUGGACCCAAUUCAUCAUGGCUCUGUGAUUUUGGAGAAUCCUGACAUGGCGGAGAGGCGUAGGGAGGUGGAGGCGGGUGUGGCCCCGGCUCCUCGGCCCCUCAGUCCCACGAGGCUGCAGCCGGUGGUGGCCCCCGAGGCCCAGAGCCAGGAGAUCCCCGACCUGGAGGAGCUGCUCCGGAUGCGGGCAGAAAUCCCUCGAGCCCUGAAGAGACGGGGCUCCGUGGACCAUUCCAAGGCCCCGAAGAAGGCCUCCCAGUACCAGCCGAACCAGUACAAGCAUCUCAUCAACAAGCUGUUCCGCAGGAAGGGUGUCCAACAGAAGGGGGAGCAAGGGAGUGAGACGGGCAGCUCCUCAGAGGGAGAGGACAUCAGCGCUCCUCCCUCUCCUCUCCCCAUGCCACAGACAUCCACACCCAUCCCCCAAGAGUACAGAAACUAUCACUCCAUCCUGCGGCGGGCCAGCCGGGAGCGCAAAGGUCCCGGAAGGCGAGCUCGUCUCAGCCCACUGGUCCUGCUGCUGGACGGGUCCCUGGUGGGAGAGCUGGACACGGUGCAGAGGGCCAUGCAGGAGAUGAGCGACCCCAGCCAGCCCAACGAUGAGGGGAUCACUGCCCUUCACAACGCCAUCUGUGGAGGCCACUAUAAUGUGGUGGACUUUCUGGUCCGUAUUGGAGCCAACGUCAGUGCACCAGACAGCCAUGGAUGGACUCCGCUGCACUGUGCGGCCUCUUGUAACGACCGAGCUCUGUGUGAGUUUCUGGUGAGGAACGGCGCCGCGGUCAUGGCCGUGACGGAGAGUGACGGAGCCACCGCCUCGCAGAAGUGUGAUCCUUUCGCCAUAGGGUUUGAGGAGUGUGAGAACUUAUUGAGAGGUGUGGAGGAGGCCAUGGGCGUGGAGAACAGCGGGGUGCUGUAUGCGCUGUGGAGCUACAUGGCCCAGACGGCAGACGAGCUGAGCUUCAAAGAGGGCGACAUGGUGACCAUCCUGCAGAAGCCGGAGGGAGAGGACUGGUGGUGGGCCUCGCUCUGUGGCAGGGAGGGCUUCGUCCCUAACAAUUACUUUGGACUUUUCCCGAAGGUUCGGCCAAAGUCUCUCUGCUGAACGGCAUCUUGGCGUCUCAACACUGUGCACGCUGUUGCACAAGACUGAAUUCAAAGUUGAGAUGGCAUAAAAAAAUGUUUGUAAUCAGUCCGUCAAGUAAUGUUACAAGAAGGAGUUCUCAGUGUUCAUUUUGGCCUCACUGACAAGGAAAGAAGUUUUGAGGUUUGAUAUGGAUUUGAAGAUAGACUUUUUCUUAUUGCUUAUUGGCUCGGCUCUAAGAUAUGUCAUUCUGGGCAAGGCAGUGUGCUCGUGAGCUGAACCUGUUCUGCCAGUUAUCAAGGCAAGAUCUUGUCAUUUCACCCAAGCGUGUUUCAGCCACAGUUUGAGAUUUAUGGCAAUGCAGACAGUAGCUGUUGGUGUUCAGUGCACUCAGUAGUUGGAGCAACUAAAUUUAUAUGAUAGCGCCAAAAAUCACUCAUUGCUUUCUUUAGAAAGUGGGUGCAGUCAGAACAAAAUCAACGUCCAGUUGUCUGCUUCAUCAAAGACACUUCCCAACUCUUACGUUAAAAUGUGGUCAGGGCCAAAAAGGGAAGAAGGAAGAUUGUGUCGUAUAUGAAAGUCUCUUUUUUGAAAUGGGUUCAUACAUGUUAGUGUUAUUUCUUCCUGUUGUUCUCCAUGACCAUAAGAACCACUGUGCCUUAAGCAGGGCGGGGAUCUCCUAUUUUCUGACCAUGGUGGCUGAUGAAUUCCAAAAACAGUACCUAUAUUCUCUAUUUUAAUGUCAAAAUAUUGAAAUUGAAAUGAUAAUCAUGAAAAAGAGCCUCCAGGUGACCAACAGUUUCUUUCUCCCGUGCGGCUGGUAGACUUUACAAACACUUUCAAACUCAGCUUUCUACGCUGGCUUUAACCCUCGAAAUAUUUUGUUAUUGUUGUUGUUGUUGUUGUUGUCAGUAUAAAGGAAUUCUGUUAACUCUAACCAUUUGCUAUCCAUUGACAAUCAAACAAAUGCUUUUUUUUCUGUGUGUGUGUGUGUUCACAGUGGGAGAAUGAAUGUUUGGAAUGCAUUUGUUGUUAGAACAAUGUUUUUAGUGCUGCACAUUGUUAGGAACUGCUGUGCACUUAACCUGUAAUCCCACCAUGGGUGAUGCAAUGACCAAAUGUUUAACAAUUCAA
Myripristis murdjan (pinecone soldierfish) is the source of this 3711-nucleotide messenger RNA. RefSeq names its product protein phosphatase 1, regulatory subunit 13 like (gene ppp1r13l). The record is from RefSeq and is a predicted model, not a curated record. The transcript is spliced from 13 exons. Gene Ontology annotation, molecular function: transcription factor binding. Bases 166 to 2598 code for a protein of 810 amino acids. Gene Ontology annotation, biological process: regulation of transcription by RNA polymerase II; positive regulation of cell differentiation. NCBI's taxonomy places the organism in Eukaryota, Metazoa, Chordata, Actinopteri, Holocentriformes, Holocentridae.